AUGCACUCUGUCCUCCACGACUGGCCAGAUGACAAGUGCAAGGAGAUCUUGUGCCGUACGACGGCGGUGAUGAAGCCAGGCUACAGCAAAUUGCUGGUCAACGAGAACUGCAUUCCGGACACCGGUGCCGACUGGCAGAAUACGGGACAGGACAUCAUGAUGCUCACCCUCGUCAGCAGUCGAGAACGCACGAGGGUCGAGUGGCGAGAUCUGCUGGAGAAGGCCGGGUUGCGAAUUGUCAACAUAUACGGAGGUGGAAACGGGGUGGAAAGCCUGAUUGAAUGCGAGCUGGCCUGA
Molecule: messenger RNA, 297 nt
Organism: Colletotrichum higginsianum IMI 349063
Lineage: Eukaryota; Fungi; Ascomycota; Sordariomycetes; Glomerellales; Glomerellaceae
Product: Sterigmatocystin 8-o-methyltransferase
Exons: 1
Coding region: 1-297 (98 amino acids)
Molecular function (GO): O-methyltransferase activity
Source: RefSeq, a predicted model, not a curated record